GUCUGCAAGGGGAAUGGAAGGGACGGAAAAAAUGAGUUGAAUGUGAUUGGCAGCGGAGAGAUUGGCGGAUCUCGGUCAUUUAGGGUAAUGCUCUAAACUAUCUUCUCCUCUUCUACUUCCUCCUGAAUCCUGGUUCUUCCGUAUUUUGGUUUGCCUGGGACAGUUGUUUUCAGCAUCGAGAGAAACUCCGGUUUUUCGCUGAAAUCCACCCGCCCACCCCCGGUCCCUCCCACGACAGGGACCCAUGGGAUCCUUAAAAAGAUCCAUGAGUUUUGUUUUCCUUGCACUUCGUAAUGCGAUACUCUCUGAGAAAAAGUCCGACGACAAACACGACAGAUAAAGAAGAACGGAAUUGGGGCAGAUACUAGAUAGUGAAGAAACAAUGGGUAGCCUUGAUGGGGACAUUGAUGCCAGGUACUCGCUAGUUAUGUAUUUCCCUAAAUGCCGUGCAAUCACUUCGACUCUUGGCUUCCUAUCCUUCUUAUUCUUUUGAAAUCCCGCAAGCACUUUUUUUCAAGUUACUGUGCUAUCAAUCAUGUUCGGGAGACAGUGCUUUGCAAAGGAAACUCACUCAGUUGGGAAAAACAAAGUGAAAUCGCUGAGAGCCGAUGUUCUCGAGGUUAUCGGAAAAGAGAAUCACGAUUUAUUUGACUUGAUCGUCGGCAAAAAAGACGCUGUCACAGAAAGCAAGUACCAAUGCGGCCUUGGUGCGUCCGCAUUUGUUUACUCAGUCAACGAAGCUCCUUGUUUUAUUUCUGUAGAUCGCUUCUCGAAAGAUGAGCAGGGAUGCAUUGCGCAGGACAGAUGCCCCGGUUACUCUGUCAUACCUACUGUAUUUUUCUUUCUUCGACUGCGCCAACUGCUGGCGGAAAAGAAAGAACGAUGGUCGCACCUUGUUGGGGAAGUAGGUGUUGCUGUCACGUGCUUUGGGCCGACGUCACGGUUUUUACUGAGUGGCGCUCAUUUGAUGAUGCCCGGCAUUGUCAAAGUACACGCGAAGUUGCCUCUUGCCGCAGGACAGGUUGCGCUCGUCUUCACGGAUGGGGUUGAUGCUCCCUACGCGGUGGGCUUCGUAACCAGUAACCUCGUUUCACAAAACGUUUCAGGUGUGGGCGUUUACAUUAUUCAGUGUUUGCGGGACAAAUUGUGGGCGGAGUACGAAAGUCGUCCGUUGUCCAAGCACAGCCUUUCCUCCAACGCACUUCUGGUCCCAGUUGAAUUCGGCGAAAAAGAAGUUGUCGGAGAAUCAACGGAUGCUCCGCAAGCUGAGGCGACUGUCGAAGUUCGGGGUGAUAAUGACACUGCAGCCGACAGCAGUACUAAUCCCACGAACGUUAAAGGGGUUUUUGGAGAACCUGCACUUUUUGAGGAGGAAGACUCUGUGCUGACGUUUUGCUUGUGCGAAGCGGUGAAGCAAUUGUCGCCUUCUAUGCUGCCGUUGCCGCUACAGCAGUUUACAAAUUUCGUUGUGCAGUCGUUUCCGCGCGACGGCGUACACGCUGCACAUAUUCAAUUCAAAGAUACAAAGUACAAACACGCCCUUCCAUUCUUUCAAAAAUUUCCCGAGCUGUUGACAAUUGCAGAGGUGACUCCGGGAGUUCACUCCGUUUUAUCGGUCAACAAAUCUGCUCCUGUUAUGCGCGAGCACGUGGCGAAGUACAAAACGUUUCUUGAAACAGACCAUCGCGAAGCCCGUGAGAAAGAGGAACACGAUUUACUGGCAAAACAGCUUGAAAGCGGCACAGCAGUUUUGCGACAAAGUGUUGUAUCCGCAGGGGUGUUUUACACUGCGUCGCGCGAUCUCGAUGAGGAUUUGAUUCGCGUAUUGUUACUUGGAGAUGAAUUGAACAUUCCGGAAGACGUGCGCUUCCAAACGCUCGAGCAAGUGAUGGCUGACAGGGUCCCAAAGUAUGAGCCAACUCCAAUCGAUGCGAGCGUUUUCGACGAGCUGUAUACGCGCAAAGUGCUGGUCGACAAUUUGAAAAAGUAUAUUCGAGCACACGCGCUGCUUGUUGUAAACGCCGCACAGAAAAACAGCUUACCAAAAGUAAAAAUCGAUGGCGUAUUGUCGAAAAUGUUUUCCUCGCAUGCAUACGCUCCUGAGCUUUCCUUAAACCGUGUCGAAAAUGAAAUGCUGAAUUUAUUCAGGAUCAAGCAUGAAAUUAUCGUGCGGACUGCCGUGGAGGGCUCCUCCCCAGCCAGCGACUGUUCGAUUUCGAAGCGGGUUCUCAGACCUGGCAGUCUCCCCACAAUUCAUUUGUGGUCGCAGAAGGUGAAAGGCAAUUUUUUUGUUACUAUCGUACGGAAUCUCGAGUCGUUUGGGUUUGACUUGAAUUUUCUUUCGCAGCGGUGGAAAAAACAAUUUGCGUCGAGCUGUAGCGUCGUGGACCCAGCGACUAGGAUGGAAAAACUCAAAUCAGGCACUAAGAUUGCUCUAGAAAUUCACUUACAGGGUGAGUUGACUAAAAAGGUGAAGGAUGCUCUCCUGAGUGAAGCGAACUUACCGCCGUCGGUUCUUGUGGAAAGGAAGAUAUAA
This is a messenger RNA of Leptomonas pyrrhocoris, 2536 nucleotides long. RefSeq lists its product as hypothetical. Gene Ontology annotation, molecular function: translation initiation factor activity. The record is from RefSeq and is a predicted model, not a curated record. Gene Ontology annotation, biological process: formation of translation preinitiation complex; translational initiation. The transcript has a single exon. Bases 536 to 2536 code for a protein of 666 amino acids. Lineage: Eukaryota; Euglenozoa; Kinetoplastea; Trypanosomatida; Trypanosomatidae.